Molecule: messenger RNA, 353 nt
Organism: Eurytemora carolleeae
Lineage: Eukaryota; Metazoa; Arthropoda; Copepoda; Calanoida; Temoridae
Product: paladin
Source: RefSeq, a predicted model, not a curated record
GUGAAAACUAUCUGGUAUAACAUGAGACAGGAACCUGUUAUCUAUGUUAACGGAAUACCCUACGCGCCCAGAAACCCAGAGAAGAUGCAUGAGAACCUGGAGCUAAAUGAACCUGUUUAUAAUCUAGGAUGCAUGAGAACCUGGAGCUAAAUGAACCUGUUUAUAAUCUAGGAUGCAUGAGAACCUGGAGCUAAAUGAACCUGUUUAUAAUCUAGGAUGCAUGAGAACCUGGAGCUAAAUGAACCUGUUUAUAAUCUAGGAUGCAUGAGAACCUGGAGCUAAAUGAACCUGUUUAUAAUCUAGGAUGCAUGAGAACCUGGAGCUAAAUGAACCUGUUUAUAAUCUAGGAUGCA